Cryptomeria japonica (Japanese cedar) is the source of this 3234-nucleotide messenger RNA. RefSeq lists its product as uncharacterized. Lineage: Eukaryota; Viridiplantae; Streptophyta; Pinopsida; Cupressales; Cupressaceae. The transcript has a single exon. The record is from RefSeq and is a predicted model, not a curated record. The coding region runs from base 1 to 3234 and encodes 1077 amino acids.
AUGCAGAACACACCACAAGGAUGCAAUCUUAGGAAAGCGAAAAAAAGAGAACAAAAUUGUCGCUAUUAUGCACAACAUAGAGAACAAAUCUCUAAAAAGCGUCGCCUGGAGCGAAUGAAACACAAAAUGCUCUUGCCUACACCUCCACCAUGCAACACCCCACAGAUGAUCAAUUCAGAUUCGCCUAUUUUGAAUCAAAGCCUUCCUUUCUCAUCUGGCCAGACCAGUAUUGUAUCACAGCAAAUACAACAACCUUCAUUGCAUAGUAGCAAGCUACAACAGAAACAUGUAACACAAAACAGACAACCUCUAUACCAUCAGACAAUAUUGCAGCCUACAACAACACAACAAUGCACAACAAAUUGUUUCUCUUCUGUGCAGUACAUUCAAGCAUUGCAAGCCUUCCGCCAUCGCAUUGAUUCGUUGUCCAUGCUUCAAACAUGUAGUAUUUGUAAGGAAAGAUAUAUUGGAAUGCUGCUAUGCGGGAACCAACAACAUAUUAUUUGUUCAAGAUGCUUUUCUGAAAAUGGUGUUCAUCGUUUCUCCUUGGCAAAUAACUUAGACCCAGGCGAGCAACCUGUUGUGUUAAAAAAACUUACACAAGUAGAAGAGAUGCUUAUAGCUAGGGUUGCUCCUGUUUUGCAAGUCAGACAUGGAAAAGGUGGCCAAUACAAAUAUUCUGGUCACACAAUAAGUUUUCCCCAAGAUAUUUCAGAAAUUGCAAAGCUUUUGCCACGAAGACUAAAAGACCUUGAAGUUCUUAUUGUCCAUCGAAGUAAUAUACAAGGCACAAAAUAUGAUUGUUAUGUGAAUAAAUUCCAUGUUAUGGAUGCAUUGAGCUAUAAAAUACAACAUGACCAGUACUAUAAUGAUGUUGUCAUAGACUUUGAUGCUGUCAACCUGCUUCCUAAUACUACAACAGAUAUAUCAAAUAUGCUACGCUCUUUAGAAGAGCAUACUGAUGUAACAGGUAUUCCACCAACAGAAGACCUUCUGGACAAUUGCAAUGAAUAUGAUGCAAAUAUGUCAUCAUCUUUUGUUCCAAAACUGCCUCCUCCACCCCGCGAACUAGAUAUAGUUAAGAGAACCUUGCAGUUAGAUGUUGAUACUAAUAAUAAUAUCCCUUGGCCUGAAAUAAACUUGUCUCCGAUAAAUGAAUAUAAUACAAUAGGCUUGUUAAGCAUGGCAUUCCCAACCCUUUUCCCAUCUGGAGUUGCACUUCCACUACAGCCACGUAUCAAGCAUGUUUAUUUACAUGAAUAUGCUCUCCACUUACUUAGAUAUGCUGAUCAAAGAUUUGGGCAGCAUGUUAGAUUCCGGUAUUAUAUUUACAAUCUAAUUAUGAGACAUCGUUCGCAACAAUCUGCAGCUAUCUUCAUUAAAACUAAUUUGGGAGAGUCUAUCCCAACCACUAUCGAAGCACUCCAUGGACGAUUGCAAAACACUCCUGAUGAUCAGCUGCCUAGCCAAUUGUUGCGCUUUGGUGCAACUCUUCGAGGCACCCGUGCAUAUUGGCGUAAAUCUAGAAAAGAGCUUACUGCAAUGAUCUCCCAAUUGGGGCCCCCAACACUGUUCUUUACAUUAAGUUCAGCUGAUACCAAAUGGCCUGAUUUGCAUAGGCUUUUCUCUGAAAAUGAUGGCCAAACCACACAGUUUACAAGAAAACAACUUACAGACCAUGUGAUCUGCAAUCCACAUAUAACAGCAUUAUACCUUCACAACAAAUUUACAAUAUUUCGUGAAGAAAUUAUUCAAAAGUUGUUCCAAGCAAAGGAUCAUUGGUAUAGGUAUGAAUGGCAACAUCGAGGCUCAGGCCAUAUUCAUGGCUUCUUAUGGCUCCCUGGAGCACCAAAUAUGGAGACCAUUAAUUGGACAGAUGAUAAUGAGGUGCAAAUGGCAAAAACUUUCUUCGACCAAUAUGUUUCUGCUUGGAACCCUCGCAUUGCAGCAGACCGCAUGAAUGCAAUGCACUACACUGCAAUGGAUGACCCUUGCCUAGCUGAUACAAAAAAAAUCUUCACCAUGGAUGCUGCAUUGGAUUAUGAAGCAUUGCUUAAUACUUUACAGAGACACACAAAAUGUACAGAACAAACAUGCCUCAAGAAAAAAGGUCCCACAUUUGAAUGUCGUUACAAAUCUCCAUGGGUUCAACAAGAGAUGUCUACAUUGACAGUUGACAAUGACAACAACCCAUGCUAUAAACCUGCAAGGAAUGAUGAUCGUUUAAAUAUUCAUAAUCCUUGGAUGCUUUCACUAUGGAGAGCUAAUAUCGAUUGUCAACCAGUCACUUCAAAAAAAGCUGUCCUCCAAUACAUUUCAAAGUAUGCUUCAAAAUCAGAAAACAAAUCGCAAUCCUAUAUUGAAAUGCUGAAAACAAUACUAAAUACAAGUAAAUCUGAAGAUAGCAUUUUAUUAACAUAUCAGAAAUUUAUGAUGGGCAUAGUAGUAGACCGUGAUAUCAGUGCACAAGAAACUUGCCAUAUGUUACAGAAAUUGCCUCUUCUAAGUUGUAGCCGACAAUUUGUCUCUCUAAAUGUUGGCAGAAAAAUACUGCACCAUGUCAUAAAAUCAGAUAAUGGAGCUGACCUUUCCACAACUUAUAUCCAUGCUUAUAUGCAGCGCCCUUUUGAAUUAAAUGCAACAAAUUUGCUACAAUCAGCACAAGGGUUUUCCUAUAAUUCUCAACGCAAAAAAACAAAAUGGCACAUCAGGGAUAAAAAAGCAAUUGUGACUGUAUAUCCUCAGUUUACAGAGCCUCCAAAUGAAGAUACCAAUCAGUUUGAGAUUUUUUGUUUGUCUGAAUUGCUUCUAUACAAACCAUUCCGUGACAUCCCAACUGAAAUAGGAGCUUCAAAGGAACAAAUUAUAAAAAAUUGGAAAAACUUUAAAAAGACAAAUUACAACCGUUUGGGAAAUCAACAAAUUAUAGAUGAUUGCACCCUUCCAAACGAAGAUGACAGUGACAAUAAUGGUUCCCAACAUCAAGAUGAUACAAAUCUGUACGAGUGGGAGCAGCUCUCACAAAUGGGAGCUUCAAAUAACUUUGUCCAGAAUGAUCUGCAAAUGCUAGGCCGUCGUGAUUACGAUAUUAGCCACUUUUGGGGAGCAACUGUUGUGGUUGAUCAACUAGACUCCACUGCCCUUCAGUUCAUAGCUACAAGCAAGCUAAAAUCCCAACACACUAGCAUGCAAAUCUCUAGCCAAGACACAAAAAAAAACCAGCUAUCACCUUAG